Messenger RNA from Oncorhynchus gorbuscha (pink salmon), 3022 nucleotides. RefSeq names its product transmembrane protein 229A-like. The transcript has 2 exons. The coding region runs from base 162 to 1079 and encodes 305 amino acids. NCBI's taxonomy places the organism in Eukaryota, Metazoa, Chordata, Actinopteri, Salmoniformes, Salmonidae. The record is from RefSeq and is a predicted model, not a curated record.
CUUAUCAAUAUAAUAGAAAAUCUUUGCUGUGGAUCAGGCGCUGUCAGGUGCAAAGCUGCUAAUGACACUGCCGCAGCUCCAUUAAAAGUACAGAAUGUGCCACGAACGAAGAACAAGAGCUGCUUUCUGAUUCUCUCCGAGGAGAGAGAGAGAGAUCAACCAUGGCCAGCUGGCGGAGAGAGAGCCCGCGGAUCCGGGCAGGACAGGGAGGUAGCAGCCUGAGAACAGCGAGGAAGCACCGGCAGAAAGAUCCAUCCAGCGAGGGGCUUUUGGCUGACAGCGACCCCAAACUGUUCGGCUUUUCCUCCCCGUACCUCUGCAUCAUGCACUCGCUGACCCAUUUCUUGCUGGAAAAAAUAUAUUCGCAAAAGAAGUGCUUUCAAGGACGCCCAGUAGUUUUUCACCUUGUUUUCUAUCCCUCUGUGUACAUCGGGUUGCAGAUCCUGAUUGGGAAUAUUAACACGCUGACCGAGCACGUUAGAAUAGUCUCUGCCACUCAUCUCGUAGUUCACUACCUACUGGCCCUGUACUUCACCCAAGUUUUCCACAAGGGGCUUGCGCGGCUGCGCUACCACUGCCCCGGGAAACGGACCAUGUCUACCCCGGCAGAGCGCACCCUGGAGUCGCUGCCUAAUAACGGUCUGCCCGAUGUUGUGCGAUUCCUCUUCUUUGGAAUGCACGGCUUUCUGGACGAGAUCAUUUUUACCUCGAUAUUCAACCUUGUGGAGAAUUUGGACCGGACCAUGAGCGGCCACACGUCCCUGUGGUCCUUCCUGAUGUACGGGAGCUGCAGCUUCGUGGUAGAGAAACUCUACCUUCAUUUACGCUUCAGACGGGGCUGGAGCACCUGGAGGCGGCUCCCCAUCUAUAUCUGCUUCAUCUACACCUGGGAGUUCUGUUGGGGGCUGGCGCUGCGGCAGUACGGCGCAUGCUCAUGGGAUUAUUCCCACUAUCCAUUCAACUUCAUGGGCCUGAUCACGCUCCUCUACCUGCCCGGAUGGGUCUGCAUCAGUCUCUACCAGGAUAUUCUGUCCAACGUUCUGCUGCGCGUGGUGGUGUGUGCCAAAGACGAGGAGUGAGGGCACUCAGGGGCAGGGCGCUGACAUCAACGUAUGUCCUGUGUCCAGGAAAGACAACUGUAUUAUAGGCCUAGGCCACAAUUGAUUUAGGGACUAUUGAUACUAAUACAAAUAAAGAAGAUGACAUUUAAGAUGAUCAAUUGUGUACCCGCACUUUGUAAAAAAAUCAUGUGUAUUUCCCCAGUGGAAAUGUGGUACUGAUGUAGCUGUUUAGACAGCCUCUUUUUAUCGGUGAUUCCAACGAAUAGCCUAUCAAUUUGUUACAGGUAGCCUAAACACACAGGCAUGCCUUGCCUGGCAUGUGACGACACAUAGACAUGCCUUCUGCUGUGAUGACAACUGCUAUUUCUUACUUUGAUGCAGAUGAAACAAUAAUAUUUUACAUUUUACACUUAAUUUGCUUGCUCAUGGUUUUAGAGCUGUGAAUUAUUUAAACUAUAUUGACAAAGUCAGCCAUAUUGCAUGGCAGGCACCAUUUUGACUUGUUUGGUCUCUUCAAUCCCAGUGCAUGCUUUGAGCUCAUUUCUGCAUGGCUGCAUUAUGCACAUUCAUGAUCACUUAAUUGCUUAAAUCUUAUUUUCUUUAAAAAAUGCAUGACAUUUGGAAAUAAAAUGGGUUCUAAAAAAAGUUCAAAAUGUAUGUAGCAGGAGAUCGAACGAACGGGUCGUGGACCGAAUUAAUUUCACUGUGAAUAGUUUUCUGAACCAAACCUUGACCUUACUGUGUUGGAGUGCCUUUCUGAGCAAACCUACAGACAGCUGGACUAAAGACAAACUGAACUUUCACUGUGGGCCAGUGUCCCCCUAGUCAUGGCUGACCUAAAAAAGGAAGCUCAAUGUGGAAUUGAAAGUGCUUUUUAGUCUACAACUAUAGGCUUAAUCUGGGUCAUGUAAACAGACAGUGUGCCAGUCAGACAGACCCUGAGGAUCAGAUUUAACCUUCUCCCUUCUUUACAUAGGGACAUCUCCCAAUCUGAACUACACUGUGGGCCAAGGUCCCCCCCCCGCCUAAUCCUGGCUGAACUAAAAAAACAAAGCUCAACGGGGAAUCUCCAGCCCCCAGGCUUGUAAUACCUAACGUUUAUAAAGCAGCGGCGCACAUGUCAGCGUUUUAUGGUUUACACUCGACAGGUUGAUCUGUCGUGGGCAAUAUCAGGAGUCAGCAGACCUGGGUUCAAAUACUACUUGAAAUCUUUCAAGCACUUUCACUGUUUGUUUUCACCUGCCUGGAGAGCCAGAUGGAUGGGUUUUGGCGUUUUGAAUGUUUGUGACUAUUGAAUUGGUUCCACACCAGGAAAGCUCAAGCAAGCCUAGCAAAAAAAAGUAUUUGAAAUUAUUUCAAAAUAGUAUUUGAAUCCAGGUCUGGGAGUCAGGUGUGGAGCAUGUAUAGUAUAAUUACUUGGGAUCAACCUCCAUGUAUCCUUUGUCCUUUGGCAUUGAUCUUUCUGCCUGUUUUAUUUCCUUGUUUGCACUUGUACCACACGGUAAAGUCACCAUGUUCUCUCUGAGGGACCAAACACAUACAGUAUGUGUGAAUACCUGGCACUGUGACUUCACUAGCAACCUGUUCCAACAUUAUACUCUUUCCGUUUUAUACUCUCUCCGUUUGGAAACGUAUAGUUUUAGCUCUACUGAUUUUAUGAUUCUCUAGCAUGUUUUUAAUGCAUUUUACGGCCUGCUGUCGUCAGUCCUGGGGAUUCCGUGAAACUAAGGUUGGAGGUAACUGAAAGCUGGUACUGAUGAGUAAUACUAGUGCAGGGAAAAAUAUCUUUUAACAUGAUGUUAUUGAAAUAUUUCAACUUUUACACAUGUUGAUUUUUGUCAGAUGAUUACGAAUAUGUCAUGCCGUGAGAGUUUCCCUUGCCUCCUCAAACAAACAAUACCUUCCACUCUUCUGGAGACUGACACUGGACUGAUUGAAAUAACAAGAUUAUUUUCCUUGUG